Messenger RNA from Rosa chinensis, 558 nucleotides. RefSeq lists its product as uncharacterized. The transcript has a single exon. The coding region runs from base 1 to 558 and encodes 185 amino acids. Lineage: Eukaryota; Viridiplantae; Streptophyta; Magnoliopsida; Rosales; Rosaceae. The record is from RefSeq and is a predicted model, not a curated record.
AUGCACUUCAAGGAUAAGUGUUUUUGGCAGGGACAUGAGCAACAUAAGGAAUUGGAUGUGCUUGAUGACGACGAGGAGCAAUUCAUUAGGGAAGUUAUCAUUAUGUUUGAUACUGGGGAUGAGCUAUUUCAUAAUAUAAUGUUACUGGAUGAAUUUGAUUAUCCAUCAAAAAAUUAUUUUGUUGUGAACCAUUUAAUGUGGAAGGACUCCGUUGCUCCUUUGGGAAGACAAAUCUGUCAACUAUCAUCAUAUGGAAUAUGGGUGAUAGAUGAAUUUGGUGGUUCUAACGGUAAUGCUUGGACAAAACACAUAACUUUUGACCUCCCUAUGGAACCGUUGAUAUUUUGGAAGAGCAACGAGGUUCCUUGGAAUGAUCCUUAUGACACUGAUUAUAGCGGACUUAUAUUCUCUUAUAAUAUUGAUACCAAAACGCUUAAAAAUCUUCCCAUUCGAAGCGAGCGGACUAACUCUACUGCUGUUGUGUAUUUGAGCAGCAUAGUUUCAGUGUUGGGAGCCAACAAACCCAAGAGCAAAGAUAAUUCUACACCCAAUGUAUAA